AUUUGGCUAAAACUUUUGAGCCCGAUUCGUCUAAUUUGCAUUUUUGUCUUCCGGAGAUAUCGAAUUGGAGUCGAUAAAAUUAAACCGUGCUGCAAGUGACCUGGUAACUAGAAAAUAUGAAGUAAAAUGUCUUGCCGUGAGUUUGUUGUGCUCUAUACAAAUCAAAAAACAAAAAAAGCAAAGAAAUGGCACGAUGGCAUUUUAAGGACCAGUUCUUCUGGAAAUAAGGCCACUUUGUAUGAUGAUAAAGGUCUCUGUCUGGAUCACCUAUUUGUUAAAUUUGAAGAGAUACGAUCAGGCAAUGACUUUGAAAGUGAUCGAUAUUUGAUUACUGUGGAAGAAGAAAAAAUAUCUAAGAAUGAGGAUGGCAAUUGCUCUGGUCAGAAGGAAGUUGCAAAGCUUGCCACAACUAAUAUAAUGCCUGCAAACUUGCCUCGAUGCCAUUUGCCUGUCGGUCUGAAAAGGAAACACACUGGCUUUCAAGGACCACGGGAAAUAUCAAAGAAACCAACCAUUGACGAGAAUGAUACAACAAGUGCAGCAACUAAAUCCCAGGCACCAAAUUUUUCACUCCCUCAGAUUUAUGCGACAUCACCCCUUUUUUCUACUUUAUACACAAGGGAAACUUCAACUUGCUCUGCUCUAGCUUCUGAAGCUUCCUCUUGUACGUCCAGGAAUCAGCUCUCAAUAGAAAUGAUGCCUGGCUUUUCAUUAUUGCCUCCAGCAACACUGAAUUAUAAUGACAAACUGAGGCACCGUAAAGAAAUUAGACCUUUUCAUUCUACAGAUACCGGAUUUACUUAUGGAGAUUGCAAUGAAAGAAUAUCUGAAACACUCCAGUCUACUACACCAACUUUCGCUCCAGGAUUGUCUUCCCAUUCUGACUUAGUACGUGAGAAUAAAAGGAGCAAAGCUCAGAUCUUAGCAUUACUUGGAACAAAAACAGUGUCCAGCAGUCAUGACUUAGAACCCUUUGAAGUUAAGCCACGGUCGCUGUUGGUUGAUAAUGGCAGUACUUUUGCUGCAGAUAAUACCAUUGGCCAUCAACAGGAAAACUGCUUUGAUCAGAGUUAUGGAGAUCUUGACGAAAAAGCAGAUCCUGGAUUGAUACAGCAUUGUAGCACAGAAUCACCUUACCAGACAGAUCAUAGUAUUAAGGUGAAUUUGUCCAAAAGUUUAGGUGGAGAAAAUUCUUCCCACAAUACUGAAGAAAUGCAUCUAAAAUGUGAGGAAAAGGAAGAUUCCAUUGUUCAAGCAACAAAUGCACAAACUGUAUCUCCGGAGGUCUGGACAAUUGCUACCGUUGAUGAAACACUGGACAAAAACAUUGAUAAACCUGAAGAAUGUUCUGUCAAAAUGAAUAGUCCACCCAGAGAGUUGUUUUCUCUUGCUGAUGAUGAACACUGUAUAAAGCCUGUUAUGCCUGUUGAAUCAGAUAUGGUGGAUACGAACAGUUUUGCUGAUAUAAAUUUCAAUAUACUUGGUGAAUUUAAUGUGGAUGAAAUUGGCCCAGAUGAUUUGCAUGGAAGUGAAAUUGAAAUGUUAUCACAAACAUCAUUGAGCAUUAGCAAUUCCUCUUUAAAACCCAUAGAAGUACCUUCAUUCCUCAAAGAUGUGGAAAUCCCUGAACCCAAGCACUUAGAAUUGGAAGCUCAAUUACCAGUUCCUCAAGAAAAGGAUUCAGAUCAAAUUUUGCAUGAAAAAAUUCAAACUGAAAUGAAACCCAGAACUGUUACAAAUGCUGAAGCUUUCUCUCAAAAACAUACAUUAGUUGCGUGUGAGAUAUCUGCAGUGGAAAUACAAGAAAACAAGAUAAAUGCUGAUGAGUAUUCUUGUCUUACGGCUCAAGGACAUACAAUCACGCUGCUGAAAUCUUUAUCUGAACAUAGCACUGCAAUUGAAAGCUUAGAGAAGCUAAAUGUACAAAACUGUUUCAAAGAUCAUGCAUUCAAUAAGGAUAAAGAACAAACAUUUAUUAGUUCAGAACGAGCCUCUGGAGGGAUGAUUUUCAAGAAUGUGGAUUUAAAACACCAUUACAAUAUGGACCUAAACCGCAACUAUAGUUUGUCAGAUUGUAAUAUGAACAGAGCUCUGAGAAUAUUUGCAACGGAACAUUCUUUGCCUGCUUUGAGGAAUUGUCUCACACAAAACAGCUGUGCUCCAGCUAAGGCUGCAGCAUGUGUUGAAACAUUCAAAGAACAGACAGAUAAUAACAGCCUUAAAAAAAUGACAGCAUCUGACAGACCGCUUCGAGCACUACAGGCAGCUGAGUUUAGAGGGUACCAGGUGAAGGGCUCUGCAUCAAGUGACACAGUAGUCAGGAUCUGUCAGGAAGAGUUAGAAUUUGAAGAGCACUUUGAUCCUUUUCAUCAAGUUCCAGGGAGCCUCACUGCAGAUACCAGUUUUGUAUCACCACCUUUAACAAGGAAUUCAGUGCUGGCUAGCUGGUUCCAGGUAAACUCUCCAAUGCAACAGGUGCCUUCGGAUGAUACAGUUGUGCAUGAUGGCCUGAGAUGUUCCAGAGAUAAUCUGCAUAGUAACCUGAGUGAACCUAAGUUUUCAAUGCCAACCCACCGACCAAGUACCAGUGGAAGUGAAAGGCCAGAUAUUUUUGUGAAUGAUGGAGGAUCAAGAAUCCAAUCAGCUUUCAGACUAAGAACUUCACUUGUUACCAUUCCAACAACCGAGAAAAGCAAUGACCAAUCUCUUGCUUCAGGUUCUUUUGAAAGUCUUUCAGGUAUAAUUGAACCAGAUCAGCAUAACCAAUGCUCAACUAUUUACUCGAAGAACAGUGGACAAGGUGAUUUACAGAACUACUCAGAAAAUACAGUCAGCUCUGAGUCCAUGAGUUGGAACUGUGAAACUUGUGUUGAUAAUGUUGUUGCCAGCCCAAUCAAUAUUCAAGGAACUUUACAGACGAAGACUAGCAAAUGGCAAAAGUAUCAAAUCACAGUAUCUCCAAACAGUAGCAGUUGUGGUACACAAGAUUUUACCUCGGAUGCAGAAGGAAUGUUUGACACGGCAGCAUUUGAGGAAGAGGAUGGAAGAAUAGUUGGAAUUCAGGACAAUGUAAAUGAUUCCUUUUCUGUCGAGCUGAUCAAAGACAAAUUGAUCAAACAACAUGAAAAUACCUUACGAGUAAAUAAAGCAUGCUCUUUACCAAUCAUCGAUUCUACCCAUAACCAACACAAUGUACUGAGCAACACAAAUCAUAAUAGGAAAUUCUCUGAGGUUAUCUCACUUUCAGAGUUGAGCUUUCCCAGAGCAGAUAUUUCACAAAGAACAAAGAUUCUUAAGAGACAAAUAACAAUUCCAGCUUCCUUCCUCAAUCCUGCCCAUUACCGACAGGUCUUCACAGCAGCUAUAACAGAACACCUCAACAUUUGGCUCUUUGAACUAUCUCAGAAACUUCACAAAGCAUUGUCAAAAGUUGACAUAUCCAACUAUUCUUCAGAAAAAGCAGGAACUGCUGGAAAAGAGCAAAAUUUUGUCCCACUUUGCCAACAUCAGCAACCUGCAAAGCUGGUCAUGGUUAAAAAGGAAGGUCCAAAUAAGGGGCGUUUAUUCUAUACUUGUGAUGCCUCAAAAGCGAACCAGUGUAAGUUUUUCAAGUGGUUAGAUGACAUACGACUCAUUAAUUUGGAGCAAAACGUGGACCCCCCAUCUAAGUUAAAACUGUCUGAUGCUAAGAGUUUAGGUGCCUUCAUCAGAAGUCAGCACAUAUCUCUGUACAGUGAAUGUGUGCUUCAUAUAAGAAAAACAUCUGCUUUUCAAAGAAAGAGGUUCUAUCAUGGCAAAGUGAAAGAAAUGACAUAUAUGGAAGGGGAUUUGGAAAGCUGCUAUAAAACCAAACUGUACCUUGGCUUAAGCAGGAAAGAGGGCUCAUCAGUUUACAAUAAAGAUGACCUCUGGGUUGUAUCAAAAACAUUGAUGUUUGAUCCAUUGGACACUUUCAUCGCAUGUAGUGUUUUCUACGGACCAUCCUCAACAAGUGAAGUCGAGCUUUUGCCUCUGAAAGGUUAUUCUCCUUCCAAAUGGCCUUCAGACAUGAUUGUUCAUGCUUUGUUUGUUGGUAAUGCCAGCACUGAACUUAACUGUCUACGAAAUCUGCAGGAACAUGUCAACCCAGCCUCUCUUCCUCUACUGCCACACUUGCUCAAAAUGCCCUGUUAUGAUGAAGCAAUAGUCAAGUCUGGAAAAGGAAGAUUUAUUUCACCUGCAUUAAAAAUGCCCAUGGUAAUGACUGCAUUAUUGUGCAAAGAACGGACAGUUGCAUUGGCAACAGAAAUGAUGCGGAAGUUUCACCUGAAUACAGAUCAGGCAGCUGCAUUCAGACAAGUAGCUAUAAUGAUGGCCAAGGGCGAGAGCCCCCAAGAUCUCAUUCUGCCAGUCACCGUUAUCCAUGGUGUCUAUGGAGCUGGGAAGAGCUAUCUGUUGGCUGUUUUGAUUCUAUUUCUUGUUCAACUUUUUGAAGAAAAUGAUGCAGUUGAGGGUCCGAGGCAAGUCCCGUGGAAACUUCUUAUCUCUGCCUCUACUAAUGUUGCCGUCGACAGAGUACUGCUUGAGCUUCUCGAGCUCGGAUUUGAUAGAUUUAUCAGAGUUGGAAGCAUUCGGAAGAUUGCCAAACCAAUUUUACCAUAUAGUUUACAUGCAGGUAGUGACAAUGAAGAGCUACGAGAGCUGCAAGCACUCAUGAAAGAAGACCUAACUCCUGUAGAAAAGAUGCAUGUGAGAAAGAGUAUUGAGCAACACAAAUUGGGCAGGAACAGAGCUGUGCUAAUGGAGGUGCGAGUGGUAGGAGCUACUUGUGCUGCAUGUCCUUUCCAGUGUAUGAACAACCUCAGCUUUCCAUUGGUUUUAUUGGAUGAGUGCAGUCAGAUCACAGAACCAGUUUCUCUCCUUCCUAUUGCAAGGUUUGGAUGUGAAAAGUUGAUCCUUAUUGGCGACCCCAAGCAAUUGCCACCUACAAUUCAAGGCUCCGAAAGUGCUCAUGAAGCUGGCCUGGAACAAACUCUCUUUGACAGAAUGUGCCUGAUGGGCCAUAAUCCCAUUAUGCUAAGGACUCAGUACAGAUGCCACCCUGUUAUAAGCACUAUAACAAAUGAACUCUUCUACAAUGGGAAUCUUAAAGAUGGACUUUCUGCUUCAAAUUUAAACCCUCUGUUGGACUGGUUGCCUACUCUUUGCUUUUAUAAUGUUAAAGGACAUGACCAGAUGGACAUGGAUGGCAGCUGCCAUAAUCUGGAAGAAGCAACAUUCUCUGUCAAACUUAUCCAGUCUCUGAUAGCCUGUGGAAUUAAAGGAUCUAUGAUUGGAGUGAUAACAUUAUACAAAUCUCAGAUGCACAAGUUACGUGGAAUGCUUGACUACACUGCAAAAUGUGACCCUGCUGAGAUCAAAGCUGUACACAUUUCAACAGUUGAUGCUUUCCAAGGAGCAGAGAAGGAGAUUAUUAUAUUGUCUUGUGUGAGGACUCGUCAAGUUGGGUUCAUAGACUCGGAGAAACGAAUGAAUGUUGCACUUACCAGAGGGAAAAGACACUUGCUGAUAGUAGGCAAUCUGGCCUGUCUUAGAAACAACAGAUUGUGGAAAAGAGUUAUUCAUCACUGUGAAGUGAGAGAAAAUGGCUUGAAACAUGCGUAUCAGUGUGAACCAGAACUGGAACAGAUCAUGAAAUGUUAUAGAGACCAGACGGCAGAGAAGGGACAGAAAAACCUGAAGUCCAGAAGCAAGUCAAUUCUCCCUGAAGAGGGCAACAAAGUUGUUAAUACCACCAAACAGACUGAAGGAGAUAAGAUAUCUGAGGUGCAAGAUUGCACAGAUUAUCUAUGCAGAUAAACUAUUUUAAGUGGAGGGCAUUGUCAAGGACAAGAUGUCAAUAUCAAGGACAUGAAGCAGAAUGACUCCAGCAAGACUACACUAGGAAAUGCAAGUAAAUCCAUUUGAAAAGUAAAUGUUGCUGGAGUUUAAAAGUCAAACAAAAAUUAACAUUGAGAAUAUGGAUAACCUUUUGCCUCCUGUCCCAAUACAAGCAAGCACACAAGAUCCACAAGGAUCAGUCUGAUGAGAAGUAGUUGGAGAUUUCCUGACAAAAGGAAAGAACAAUGUUACAGCUGUAUUUAAUUGUACUUUUGUAAAUGUACUGUUACCUUUUUGUAAUUAUACAGUAUCAGAUAAGAAUUAGAGCAAUAUGUUGUCAUUUGACUUUUAUUUAACAACAUUUGCAUGUAAGUACAACACUCAACGGAAAGUUUAGACAUUUCUCUCAACAAUAGUUCCAUUAAAUUGAUUUUGAUUUCUCUCUUAUUUAAUGUAUUUUUGGAUUAACCUGCAAAGAUAAUUGGUAAUGGGAAGACUAAGGACUUCCAGGUUAAAAAAACUCCUAUUCUAGUUUUACUGUGAACAAGUUAUAGCUUGUCAUUUUAUGGAAGCAUCUUUCAGAAGACAAAAUCAAUUACUCUGGGGUGGAAAUGGGUUUUAGAGGAGAAAGAACAAAUACAAAUCCACUGUUGUGCUCUUGUAUAUGUUUUUAUUUUAAAAUUAAUCAAUCAUAAAUCUUUCCAAUUGUCAACCUGGUCAGAAGCUGAUGAGAAUCAAUCCAAUUGUAAUAAACGGGUGUGAGUGACCAACAGCCACCUCUUGAAGAGACCAGUGAUAAAAUCGCGGGACCACGUCAAAAGGUUUACAUAUUUUUGUGUGGGAUAAAACAUAAGCUAUAUUGCUACUUAGGCGCCUUCUUGCAGUGUACCAUAGUACUUAAUUGUUUGUUGAAAUGGCACGGAAUCAAUGUUCGUACUGUGUAAAAUGUUCAAGAAAAUUAUCUAAACUUAUUACAACAAACUAUAAUGAAUGUUAUGGAAUAUAUGAAUAGAAGAUAAAAUUUUAAAUAUUGAUAAAUUAUCUCGAUUGUGCAGAACACAGAAAUAAAAAUUGAUUAAAUAUCUAUUCCUGUUAUCACUCUCAGUUAUCUGUUUAAUUCUAAAGACAGAAAUAAAAAUGUUCACUUAUUGUCAAGUUUUCUGAACAAUUAUUCAGCAUUUAUUGUUUUCAUCUAUCUUUAAUUGUUUUUCAUU
Chiloscyllium plagiosum (whitespotted bambooshark) is the source of this 7073-nucleotide messenger RNA. Lineage: Eukaryota; Metazoa; Chordata; Chondrichthyes; Orectolobiformes; Hemiscylliidae. The record is from RefSeq and is a predicted model, not a curated record.